AUGGAUGGUGAGAUUCAGCGCACCCUCAGUGAGUUUGCUGACAGCACCAAGCUGUGCAGUGGAGCUGGCACACUUGAGGGAACGGAUGAAAUCCAGAGGGGCCUGGACAGGCCUCAGGGGGUACGAAAUUCCUGGGUGCCAACCUGCCUAUGGCAACCUAGAAUUCUCCAGGGCAGGCUCGCAAAAUCUUCACCUACUCUCUGGGACAGUACUUUGCAGGAACAGAAGGGGGAAUUACGAAAGCGCCUAUCGUACACGACACAUAAGCUGGAAAUGCUUGAAACCGAGUUUGAUUCUACACGUCAGUAUCUUGAAAUAGAAUUGAGACGAGCUCAGGAGGAACUUGAAAAAGUAACUGAAAAACUGAGAAGGAUACAAAACAAUUACCUAGCCUUACAAAGAAUUAAUCAGGAUCUGGAGGAUAAACUUUACAGAAUGGGUCAGCAUUAUGAAGAGGAAAAACGGGCUUUGAGCCAUGAAAUAAUUGCACUCAAUAAUCACUUAAUAGAAGCCAAGGUGACGAUAGAUAAGUUGUCAGAAGACAAUGAGCUCUACAGGAAGGACUGCAAUUUAGCUGCUCAGCUUCUCCAGUGCAGCAAGAACUAUGACAGGGCACAUAAACUUUCAGAGCUGCCAACUGACUUUCAGGAAAGAGUCAGCAUCCACCUGGAAAAACAUGGGUGCAGCCUUUCUGUGCCCUUGUGCCACACUUCUUAUGCUGAUACCAUACCCACUUGCGUCAUCGCCAAAGUACUGGAAAAGCCAGACCCAAACAGCCUGUCCUCACACUUGUCAAGCCCAUCUACAAGGGAUCUCAAUUUUCAGGACUCUGCUGGAAAAGUCGGACAAAGACCCCAGUACCCCAAGUCCGAUAUCUACUGCAGUGACACGGCCCUUUACUGCCCGGAGGAGAGGAGGAGGGAGAGGCGGCAGAGCGUGGACACGCAGGUGAAAGACGUGGGGUUCCUGCGGUCCCAAAACUCCACGGACAGCACUGUCGAAGAGGACGGUUUCCAUUCCAGCUUCUCCCACGAAGCCUUCCCAGAGUACAUUACCUCUCUGCCAACCUCCAGCUCCUACUCCAGCUUCAGCGUCACGUCUGAGGAGAAGGAGAACGCCCAAGCCAACACUCUGACAGCCUCCCAGCAAGCGAUCUACAUGAGCAACCGGGAGGAGCUCUUUGAAAGGAAGUCACCCGCGGGUUACGAGCAUCAGGGAAGCCCCAGGUUUGCCAAGCCCAAACCCGCGCAGCACAUGGAGCUUGCUGACGACAACGAGAACUCGCCCACUUUUACCAGGACUCUGCCUCCAUAUGCAAAUGAACCUUUUCAUUUCUCAGCCAUAACACCACAGCAGGCUUUAGCAAACCAGAAAAUGAGGAACGAGUGCAGGAGCACCCACCUUUCAGAAGAAGACUUGCCAGGGCGAUGGAGGCAGCUGAGCGUGGAGGACAUUGGAGCGUACUCCUACAGGAACACUGGCAGGCUGUCACCCUGCAGUUUCUCAGAGCAGUACUACAGCAGCCCCAUCAAGAAGGGGGACAGUCGAACAAGCCCCAUCUAUGCUAGUUACAAAGCAGACAGCUGCUCAGAGGGAGACGACAUCUGCCAAAGCAGACUUGUGGAUUCUUGCUUCCUGAGAACAGACAGUGGCCUGAACAUUGACAUCAGCACGAGCUGUAAACAGGACAAAUUGCCCACUUACAAAACAAAAGAAUCAAGAGACCAAAAAAACGAAAGGAUCACUGUCCAGUUAUGCAGUAGCAAAAACAUCGAAAAUAGCCCAGUAUUGAAAAGAGAGUACGUGGACGUGAGCCCCAACAGCUCAGCAGAGUCACUCAAUCAGAGUUCAGUGGAGGCUUCAGAAAUCCACCAGUCUUCCAUGGAUCAAGGAAGCCAUCCGGGUGUUCACAGCAAACAGCCGCAGUUUCAGCGGACUGGGAGCACUGGUCUGAGUCGGAAGGACAGCCUUACAAAAGCACAGUUAUACGGAACCCUUCUGAACUAG
This is a messenger RNA of Pseudopodoces humilis (Tibetan ground-tit), 2007 nucleotides long. The record is from RefSeq and is a predicted model, not a curated record. NCBI's taxonomy places the organism in Eukaryota, Metazoa, Chordata, Aves, Passeriformes, Paridae.